Miscanthus lutarioriparius is the source of this 1119-nucleotide messenger RNA. The record is from the annotation of a GenBank genome assembly. NCBI's taxonomy places the organism in Eukaryota, Viridiplantae, Streptophyta, Magnoliopsida, Poales, Poaceae.
AUGUCUACUGCGUCCUUUGUCACCUACCUUCAGAGGCCCCGGUCACCGGCGUUCCGGGCGCCACCGCCGUCCCCGGUCACCGGCGUUCUGACUGGCAGCAGCUCGGGGUCGUCCGGGUACGGCGAGUGUCAGGAUGACGACGAUAUCGGCAAGUUCCUGCGCUGCUCCGCCAGGGUCCCAGUGCUGCGGCUGCCGGAGAGGCCCGGCCCUCGGAGAAACAAGAAAGCGGCCGCCUGGGCACCGCCUGUCGUCGACAUGCGCCUGUUGGACUCACUGUCGUCGGUGGAGGGAGGAGGGUCCGCGGUGGAGGCACUGAGGUCGGCGGCCGUCGCGUUUGGCUGCUUCCAGGUGGUCGGCCACGGGGUCGACGCCAGUUUGCUAUCGGCAACGUUGCGUGCUGCAAGGUCGGAGGGAUCGCCGGCGCAGGAGAUGGAGAGAAUUGGAGUAGGAGACGAGGAUGAGCUGUGGUGGCUGCGGGGCGAAGGAGACCAAGAAAUGGCCGGAACUCAGCCGUUGCGAAAUGGUCCCAACCAAUUCAGGAACAAAGCAGAUGAUUUGUUUACUCAGCUUGAGCAAGCUUCAACCAAGCUCCUGCACGCCUUGCAGCAGGCCAGUGCAUCUGAACCGUUGGCUAAAGCUGAAGCGAACGGCUCGCUCCUCUGCAUCCGCAAGCACCGACGCAGCGGCAGCAGCGCGUCCGGUCCGAUCAGCCAAGAUGACGUCCUGCGGAUGCUGGUACAGAGCUCGCGGUGCUCGCGCGCUCUCGCCCUCCACCUCUGCCCCGGCGCGGCGGCGUUCCACGUCUUCUCGCGGCGAGGCUGGUCCAGGUUCUCGCCCCUUGACGGCGCCCUCGUGGUCACCGUCGGGGACCAACUACAGUGCGGGCUCUACAAAAGCGUGUCCGGCAAACCAGCUUACAGCAAUAAUGAUCUCCAAGGAGACAGCAGCGAUACCAUCUCAGCAGAAUUCUUCCUUUCCUGCUCUUCAGCAGGCGCAGCAAAGGAGGCUCUGAACAUGGACAACAUGAAGGUCAUCCCGUUGAAUCUGCAGAUCAUGGUAGCAGCUUGCCUUGUGCUUGUUUACCAUGUCUUCCUGUCAUGCUCGUAUGCUAUUUGGUAA